AUGAGAGUUGUUAUACAGAAGGUAAAGAGUGCUUCGGUAGCUGUUAAUGAGAAGAUUAUAUCAUCCAUUAACCAAGGUCUAAUGAUUUUGGUGGGAAUAUCACCACUGGAUACCGAAGAAGAUGCCAAGAGACUUUCCAACAAAAUAGUAAAAUUAAGACUAUUUGAAGAUCAUUCAAAUCCACCUGAAACAGCUGCUACCCAAAAAUGGAUGGGUAAACCAUGGGCAAAGAGUGUGAGCGAUGACUCAAAAUUUUCUAUCUUGGCUGUAUCUCAGUUUACAUUAUAUGGAACAAUCAAGAAGGGAACCAAACCAGACUUCCAUAAGGCAGCCAAGGGUGUAGAAGCUAAAAUAUUGUACGAUUUCUUUUUGCAGCAAUUGAAGAAUGCAAUUGGUGAAGAGAGGGUUAAAGAUGGAGAAUUUGGUGCAAUGAUGGAUGUACUGUUGGUGAAUGAAGGUCCAAUUACCAUCAUAUGGGACACCAACGAUCCUACUAUUUAA
Molecule: messenger RNA, 501 nt
Organism: Dujonia railenensis
Lineage: Eukaryota; Fungi; Ascomycota; Pichiomycetes; Serinales; Debaryomycetaceae
Source: the annotation of a GenBank genome assembly